Molecule: messenger RNA, 1607 nt
Organism: Balaenoptera ricei (Rice's whale)
Lineage: Eukaryota; Metazoa; Chordata; Mammalia; Artiodactyla; Balaenopteridae
Gene: PSMD7
Product: proteasome 26S subunit, non-ATPase 7
Exons: 7
Coding region: 129-1097 (322 amino acids)
Biological process (GO): proteasome-mediated ubiquitin-dependent protein catabolic process
Cellular component (GO): proteasome regulatory particle; proteasome complex
Molecular function (GO): metallopeptidase activity; protein binding
Source: RefSeq, a predicted model, not a curated record
CCGCGCGGCGGCGGCCCAACCGGAAGGGGAGGAGCCGGGCCUGGAGGAUCCCGGAGAAUCGUUGCUGUUCCGGCCGUCGGUGUCUGCGGGUCGCGGGGACCAGGGCCUGGCGGGCGGGGUGUGUCGCGAUGCCGGAGCUGGCGGUGCAGAAGGUGGUGGUCCACCCCCUGGUGCUGCUCAGUGUGGUGGAUCAUUUCAAUCGAAUAGGCAAGGUUGGAAACCAGAAGCGUGUUGUUGGUGUGCUUUUGGGGUCAUGGCAAAAGAAAGUUCUCGAUGUAUCCAACAGUUUUGCAGUCCCUUUUGAUGAAGAUGACAAAGAUGAUUCUGUCUGGUUUUUAGACCACGAUUAUUUGGAAAACAUGUAUGGAAUGUUUAAGAAGGUCAAUGCCAGAGAAAGAAUAGUUGGGUGGUACCACACAGGCCCUAAACUACACAAGAAUGACAUCGCCAUCAAUGAACUCAUGAAAAGAUACUGCCCUAACUCAGUAUUGGUCAUCAUUGACGUGAAACCAAAGGACUUGGGACUGCCCACAGAAGCAUAUAUUUCGGUGGAAGAAGUUCAUGAUGAUGGAACUCCAACCUCAAAAACAUUUGAGCACGUGACCAGUGAAAUUGGAGCAGAGGAAGCUGAGGAAGUCGGAGUUGAACACUUGUUACGAGACAUCAAAGACACUACAGUGGGCACUCUUUCCCAGCGGAUCACAAACCAGGUCCAUGGUUUGAAGGGACUGAAUUCCAAGCUUCUGGAUAUCAGGAGCUACCUGGAGAAAGUGGCCACAGGCAAGCUGCCCAUCAACCAUCAGAUCAUCUACCAGCUGCAGGACGUCUUCAACCUGCUGCCAGAUGUCAGCCUGCAGGAGUUUGUCAAGGCCUUUUACCUGAAGACCAAUGACCAGAUGGUGGUGGUGUAUUUGGCCUCGCUGAUCCGUUCCGUGGUCGCCUUGCACAACCUCAUCAACAACAAGAUCGCCAACCGGGACGCAGAGAAGAAAGAAGGGCAGGAAAAAGAAGACAGCAAAAAGGAUAGAAAAGAUGACAAAGAGAAAGAUAAGGAAAAGAGUGAUGUAAAGAAAGAAGAGAAAAAGGAGAAAAAAUAAAACAUGUAGCUUUUUAAUUUGUAAAUUAAAAUCUUAUAAACUAACUCAUUGUGCCGCCAGAGGGUUCUUUUCACUUUAAGUGCAAAAGCUGUAUUGAUGAGAGCUCUCUGGAUAGAGGGACUAAUCUUGUACCUGAACUGCAGCUUAGGCUGCUCUGAGUUGGGAAUGUGAUAGCUCAGGCUUCAGACUGUGUGAGAAAAGUGAAGAGACAUAAAUGUAACAUUUUUAGUACUCUUCCUGCUUUUAUCUAUAAGACCAGGAGUUGAAUUUUCCCCAUCUCAAGAGACUCUUGGGAUCUGUUUCUGGCAGUCUGCAAAAUUGCAAAAUGGAAUGCACGAAUUCCAUAAGUACUCUGCCUCAGAACACCUUGAGGUCUGACCCUCUGGACUCUGUUGAGAGUACCACCCCACAGGACUUCUUGGACCCAUAGCUCUGGCAUUCUCGGGGCUUGGGAUCCAUCUCAAGAUAUUGUUUACCUUCGAAGACACAAUUAAAUGGCUUGGUUUUUAA